Dipodomys spectabilis (banner-tailed kangaroo rat) is the source of this 2532-nucleotide messenger RNA. RefSeq names its product G1 to S phase transition 2 (gene Gspt2). Lineage: Eukaryota; Metazoa; Chordata; Mammalia; Rodentia; Heteromyidae. The transcript has a single exon. Gene Ontology annotation, molecular function: translation release factor activity; GTP binding; GTPase activity. Gene Ontology annotation, cellular component: translation release factor complex. The record is from RefSeq and is a predicted model, not a curated record. The coding region runs from base 221 to 2104 and encodes 627 amino acids. Gene Ontology annotation, biological process: translation.
UCUCACACAAGAGUGUUGAGCCGCCAUAACUGCUGCCGCCGCCGCAGUUGCGAAUACUGCAUCGCUCUUUAGCUGCCUGCAAGGUGCAGCUAAGAUUCGGUGUCGCUUCCCCGUGCCCCUUUGCAGUUUCUGCUUUACUCCCACUAGCACAGCCCGCUCUUCCACUCUUUCUGGCUCGCUGACUCCGCUCCUUCCCUGCCACAUAUCAGGUUCGCAAACCAUGGAUCCGGGUAGCAGCAGCAGCGACUCGGCGCCCGAAUUCUGGGACCAAGUGGACAUGGAGUCUCCAGGUCCAGCUCUGAGCGGGAAUGGAAUGCCCCUUGCAGUAGCUGAGUCCCAGCGUGAGCAUCUCAGCUCGGCCUUCAGCAGUCGGCUCAAUGUCAACGCCAAACCCUUCGUGCCUAAUGUUCACGCUGCGGAGUUCGUGCCGUCCUUCCUGCGGGGCUCUGUGAAGCCGCCCACCCCAUUGCCUGGCUUGGCUAGCGAUGGUGAAACUUGCACCGGCGCGGGAGACCUGCAAGGUAAAAGGCUGGGACGGGGGGCACCUGUGGAACCUUCCAAAGAUGAACUCAUAAUGUGUGAAGGUUCCAAUUCAGCUGUUAGCAUGGAAUUUUCAGAACCUGUUGUAGAAAAUGGAGAGGUGGAUAUGGUCCUAGAAGAAUCCUGGGAGCACAGUAAAGAAGUAAGUGAAGCAGAACCUGGGGGUUGUUCCUUGGGAGAUUCAGGACCUCCAGAAGAAAGUGGCCAGGAAAUGAUGGAGGAGAAAGAGGAAAUGAGAAAAUCAAAAUCUCUGGUCGUACCCUCGGGUGCUUCUAAGAAAGAACAUGUAAAUGUGGUGUUCAUUGGGCAUGUAGAUGCGGGCAAGUCAACCAUUGGAGGACAGCUAAUGUUUUUGACCGGAAUGGUUGACAAAAGAACACUUGAGAAAUAUGAAAGAGAAGCUAAGGAAAAAAACAGAGAAACCUGGUAUUUGUCCUGGGCCUUAGAUACUAAUCAGGAAGAACGAGACAAGGGUAAAACUGUAGAAGUGGGUCGUGCCUAUUUUGAAACAGAAAAAAAACACUUCACAAUUCUAGAUGCUCCUGGCCACAAGAGUUUUGUACCAAAUAUGAUUGGUGGUGCUUCUCAAGCUGAUUUGGCUGUACUGGUUAUUUCUGCCAGAAAAGGAGAGUUUGAAACUGGAUUUGAAAAAGGUGGACAGACAAGAGAACAUGCAAUGUUGGCAAAAACAGCAGGGGUAAAACACUUAAUAGUGCUUAUUAAUAAGAUGGAUGAUCCCACAGUGAAUUGGAGCAGUGAGCGAUAUGAAGAAUGUAAAGAAAAACUGGUGCCCUUUUUGAAAAAAGUUGGCUUCAGUCCAAAAAAGGACAUUCACUUUAUGCCUUGCUCAGGACUGACUGGAGCAAAUAUUAAAGAGAAAUCUGAUUUCUGCCCUUGGUACACUGGAUUACCAUUUAUUCCAUAUUUGGAUAAUUUGCCAAACUUCAACAGGUCAAUUGAUGGACCAAUUAGACUGCCUAUUGUGGAUAAGUACAAGGAUAUGGGUACUGUGGUCCUGGGCAAGCUGGAAUCAGGAUCCAUUUUUAAAGGCCAGCAGUUGGUGAUGAUGCCAAACAAGCACAAUGUGGAAGUUCUUGGAAUACUUUCUGAUGAUACUGAAACUGAUUUUGUAGCCCCAGGUGAAAACCUCAAAAUCAGACUGAAGGGGAUUGAAGAAGAAGAGAUUCUUCCAGGCUUCAUACUUUGUGACCCUGGUAAUCUUUGCCAUUCUGGACGCACAUUUGAUGUUCAGAUAGUGAUUAUUGAGCACAAAUCUAUCAUAUGUCCAGGUUAUAAUGCGGUGCUGCAUAUUCAUACUUGUAUAGAGGAAGUUGAGAUAACAGCCUUAAUCUCCUUGGUAGACAAAAAAUCAGGAGAAAAAAGUAAGACUCGCCCCCGUUUUGUAAAACAAGACCAAGUGUGCAUUGCCCGUCUAAGGACAGCAGGAGCUAUCUGCCUUGAAACAUUUAAAGAUUUUCCUCAGAUGGGUCGUUUUACUUUAAGAGAUGAGGGUAAGACCAUUGCAAUUGGAAAGGUUCUGAAACUGGUCCCAGAGAAGGACUAAGCAAUUUUCUUGAUGUCUCUGCACAAAACUGUGGGGAGAAUUAACAGCAAAAGGUCACCUUUUUACUUGCUGCCCAUUAACAGACUUUUCUCUAUAUUUUGCAAACAGAAAUUUCAAAAAAAAAUCCAUGUUUUGUCAGCUUUCUCAUGUUGGGAUCUCAGUUAUGUCACUGUUGGAAUAUACCUUCAAGUUUCUUUCUCCUAUACUACUCUGCUUUCUUGGACAGAUUAGUAAUAGUUUGUAAGUGAUGUGGAUGUAAUUGUCUAUAAUAAUGAAAAAUUAAUAUAUUUUUAAUUUUUCAUUUUCCUUUAGGAUAUCUAGACAUCCCUUGUUCCAUGAAGACCAAAUCAGUGUGUCAGUGCGUAUGUGUGUGUGUACAGGUUAAAAGAAGACAACUACAUGUGAAUAAAAUACUCCAUUUGAAACUC